CUGAAAACCUUUGACCUCAAAGGAGCUGACUUGUCCGCUUCUGUUUUUACGCGUCAUGACAGCAUCAGGCUCCGCCCUCCUGUGUACCCAAACAUCAGCAGCACGCCGAAGCCGCCUGCCCUUCCACUGCCCCCAAGCCAUCUGAGCGUCGAGGCGCUCUUCGACCACACACAGCCCGAUUCCAGCUCUGCAAGCAGCAUGAUCCCAUCUCGCAGCCCAACGCACGACUACCACCAUCCACACACCACACAGGAGGCCUCCUACCAGCGGAUUGGCUCAGGCUUGCCGCAUCAGGUGCCGAAUGCGACCCCUCCGUCACUCAUGCGGCCGGCUGCUCAGAGGGCGGCCACGACGCAGAUGGCGGGGGGCCCGCCGCGAUUUGGGCGGGAGAACACGAGGGGGAAGGAGGGGAAGAAAGAGGCUGACAACAAAAAGCCGACGGGGAAGCAAACAGGGCCUCCGACGCCGCCCAGCAAGCCGUGAGACAGAGGGAAAUGUAGGCACAUACAUGCACUCACUCGUGUGGUGCUCUUGUCUCCCUUUCACCUACCUUGAUUGCAGUCGUGACGUGACCCCCCCACGUCAGCAUCCGUCCGCCGCCCCUCCGGCAGGCACCCCCAUCCCAUCCUUUGCCAACAACAGCGCCAAGCCACCAGCUGGCAAUACUCAUGCCAAGGCGUCGAGACCGGCAAAGCACUUCCUCCCCGACCCCCUCCAGUCGCCAGUUGACGAGGGAGACGACAUUGAUCUGCCUGUGGCUGGGCUGCCAUCGCCGAAGACCACCAGACAGCGGCUGACGAACCUCAUCAACGACAUGGAAAGCCUCAAGAAAAACGCUAGAAUGGUGGCAGGGAGAGAGGAGGGGUGCAAAGGUGGAGGGUGGACAUGCAUGGGUAUAUGUGUGUGGGUGUGUGGGGUGGUCAGGCGAUUGAGCGAUUUGCGUCCGGGAAGAAGAUGCGUGUGGACGCCUUACCUGCCGAUCACCAGCUGUCGUAUGACGACAUAUACGACAUGGUCAUGUGGCUGCUCGAGAAGAACGAAAUCGGUCUUCCCGUGCCUAUGAAAGGUGACUGACUGGACACACACACACACACACAUCCAUUCAUCUCCGGGUGUAUCGUUGGUGCACACACUUAUAGAUGCGAUUGAGCGUGUGUGUUGGAAGUAUGAUGUGGAUGCGCGGCGGGAGGCGCCGCUGGAGGCCUUCCAGGACAUCUGGCGGUUCACCCUCUGCCACAUCAGAGACACACACUUCCCACUCAAAAUGAAGUCAGCGGACAUUUCUUCCAACCUCUCACUAUGUCAAUGAAUGCUGUAUGUCUGUGUGUCUGUCUCUUUGCCCCUCCCUCCCUCUCUGUUUGUGCGCGUGAAGGUUCAAGCGUGAGGUGUUUGUGGGGCAGGCUAAGUACGGCAACCUUGAGCAGGUCUACAAAAGGGAAGAGAAACUCGGACAAGGACAGGUGAGCCAACUCACCCAACAAAGAGAGAGGAGAAAGAAAGGCCGCACCCACCGCCCCUUCCCUCGCAUGUGUGUGCCUGUAGUUCGGUCUGGUGUUCAAAGUCCGGGACCGCGUCAGCGGCCACCUUCGUUGCUGCAAGUCGAUCGCCAAGUCGAGGGUGCUGCCCUCGGUGUCCGUCGAGCAGGUGGCCACGGAGAUCACCAUCCUGCGGCAGCUCGACCACCCCAACAUCGUGCGCCUCAACGAGUGCUUCGAGGACCAGAACCACCUGUACCUCAUUUUCGAGCUGAUUGAGGGAUACGACCUUCUGCAAGUGAGUGUGGUGCAUUCUUCCCGUUUCUCUCUUCCUUCUGAUGCCCCUUUUGGUCUACAGGUGCUGCUGAAGAUGUCCCGGGAGGGCAAGUCGUUUUCGGAGCGGAAGGCGCGCCGCCUGAUGCGGUCCGUCAUGAGCGCUCUCGCCCACUGCCACUCGAGACGUGUGAUGCACAAGGACCUCGCACCCAACAAUAUCAUGAUACUCAAAGACACCAACAGCAACAGCAGCGGCGGAGACACCAGCAGCAGCAGCAGCAGCAGUGAGGGCAAGGAGAAGGGCGAAGAGCGGUCAUCUGGGAAGGGCAAGAAGGACGAGAAGAGGGGGCUGCCGACGCUCGAGCAGCUCAAGGACUUCAAGGAAAGUGAGUGCAUUAGUGGGUGGGAGGAGUGUAUGGCUUGGAAGGGGCCUUUUCUCUGUGUGUCGUGUGACCGCUCCGUUCCUGUGCAGGCAACAUCAAGGUGAUAGAUUUUGGCCUUUCUGAGAUGUUCAUCCCCGGCCAAAUGUCUACCAUGGAGGCUGGCACGCCUUACUACAUGGCGCCAGAGGUCCCACACCUUCCCACUCCACAGACAGAGACACCACACGCACACACAUGUCCGUCUCUCCAUCUGUCCGUCAGGUGUUCCGUCGUCACUUCAACUACAAGUGCGACGUCUGGAGUGGGGGCAUCCUCCUCUACCUCCUCCUCACCGGCCACCUGCCCUUCGACGCCCCCUCAAAGGAGGAGUUCAUCCGCCUCGUCGCAUCCUCAGCGCCCCCCUUCCCCGACUCCCUCUUCGGCCACAUCUCCGACCAGGCCGUCCAGCUGCUGUCCUCCAUGCUCGACAAGGACGUCAACAGGCGGCCAACCGCCUCACAGGUGCUGUCUCACCCUUGGUUUGCGCUGAGCGGGACGUCGCAGGACCCGGUGCUGCAGCAUGAGGGGCGGCGGAUGAGCAGGGUGGGGGUUGGAACGGACGAGCGGUCGAGCUCGCUGAUGCUCUACUCGGGCAACCCUCUGAGACACGUCACGCAGAGAGGAUCCGCGUUUGUCAGAUUCGCUGAGGUCGGCAAGCCCCCAUUGAAUUCCCUGUGUCCCUGCUCACAAUACAUAUGUCUCCCUCUCUCAGGCGUCAGCAUUGAAGCGCAUCUGCCUCAAUCUCGUAGCGAUGCACCUGGGUUUCGACGCCGUCAACCGCGCCCCACAGGUGUUCACGGCCCUCGACACCGACCACGACGGCCUCCUCUCGUCAGCGGAGUUCGGCAAGGGCCUGCGGUCGAUCGGCGUGCCCGACGACAUGAUAUCCAAGAUAGUGGAGGCGGUCGACCACGAGGGCCGCGGCCACGUGGGCUACACAGGAUUCAUCGCCGCGCUGCUGAGCGUGGGAGACGAGGAGGUCGAACGCAACAUGUGGAACGCAUUCAGACAGGUCAGUGAGACACCAUGACAUACACAGGGGAGGGAGAGACACGUGUUUCCCGUCUGUGUGUGUGUCAGUUUGAUGUCGACAACGAUGGCGUGAUCAGCCGGACUGACCUGCAGACGCUAAUGAGACGGGGCGGCCUCAAUCUGGAGGGCAUCGCGGCGCCCGGCGGCCGACGGGCGUCUGUCAAUGCCGACCAGAUCCUGAACGAGCUCGACACUGACAAGGACGGCAAAAUCACGUUUGAGGAUUUCUGUGCCUUCCUGAGAACAUGAUCGAUCACAUGGAUGUCUGCUCGCUUCAUGUGUUUGUGGAUAGGGAGGUGGCUGCAUGGAUGGAUGGACGUAUGCG
Molecule: messenger RNA, 3530 nt
Organism: Vitrella brassicaformis
Lineage: Eukaryota; Vitrellaceae
Source: the annotation of a GenBank genome assembly